Plodia interpunctella (Indianmeal moth) is the source of this 1836-nucleotide messenger RNA. Its product is annotated as small glutamine-rich tetratricopeptide repeat-containing protein alpha-like. The transcript has a single exon. Gene Ontology annotation, cellular component: TRC complex; membrane. Gene Ontology annotation, molecular function: protein binding; molecular adaptor activity. The record is from RefSeq and is a predicted model, not a curated record. Lineage: Eukaryota; Metazoa; Arthropoda; Insecta; Lepidoptera; Pyralidae. The coding region runs from base 116 to 979 and encodes 287 amino acids. Gene Ontology annotation, biological process: post-translational protein targeting to endoplasmic reticulum membrane.
GUGUCAGUCACGAUCUAUCUGUCACAUUGUAAUUUUAUUGCACCAUCUAAAAAUAAUACGAUUUUCCGAAAUUUCCAUAAUUUUCUAAUAGAAUCUGUGCUAAAUUUUAGUCACCAUGUCGGACGUUAAAACAGUGGCGGCUAGUAUAGUUAAUUUUCUGAAACAACAGCUCGAAGGAGAAACAUUGAGUUUGGAUUCAAGGGAGAGCGUUGAGGUUGGCGUGCAAUGCAUAGAAACCGCAUUUGAGCUUAGCCCCGAAGAUAUGGCUCGAGCUGUUGAUCUAUUGCAACUCGUAAGACAACAAAAGGGCGUAAAUUCUACUCCAGAUUGCGCAGAGGCUGAAAAAUUAAAGAACGAAGGUAAUGAACUGAUAAAAGCGGAACGGCAUCGCGAAGCGCUUGAAAAGUAUUCGCGUGCAAUCGAACUCGAUCCGCGUAACUCUGUUUACUUCUGUAACCGUGCGGCUGCGCAUUUCAAACUUGGGGAACACGAAGCCACCGUCGCAGACUGCACCGCGGCGCUUGCUUUACAACCUGAUUACGGCAAAGCGCACGGCCGUCUUGGCCUGGCCUUGACUGCUUUAAACAGACACAGAGAGGCCCGAGCUGCAUUCGCUCGCGCAUCUCAGCUCGAACCAGAUAAUGAAUCAUACAAACAAAAUUUGCGCCUUGCUGAUGAAUACUUAGCACAAAAUGGGGAGCGCGGUCCUCUCGACCUCGGAGGUCUGUUGCAGAACCCAGCCCUACUCAACAUGGCCACAGAAAUGUUAGCAGAUCCUAAUAUGCAAAAUCUUAUCUCUGGAUUGAUGAAUAAUACACAAGCAACUGGUCCGACUGGGCCUGGGGGCAUGAAUGCUCUGUUGGAGGCUGGCCAAGCUCUCGCUCAGCAUAUGCAGGCUGCCAACCCUGACCUGGUAGAACAGCUUCGCAGGCAAGUCCGUCCACCCGGCGGGCCUGGUGCCAACCCCCCAUCACAGUGAACACUUAAUAUUAACUUAGUUAUCGUAGAUUAAUAAGCUACUGCACUAUACUGAGUUAUGGAGCUAUGGUGCCUGUCUGUAGCGAUACUGUCCUUCAUCCAUGUAAGAAUUGUGUAAUAUUUUAGUCCUUGAAAUAUAAUUGAAAAGCAUAAUGCUUUUAUACCUUGUCCACUUUAUUCUCAUAGAAAUAUACAGAUACAUAUUAAAAUUAUCUUUUAAAAAAUUGUAUUUGUAGUAAGUCUUCCUGAGCAACACAGAAAUAGAUUAUGAAAGCAUAUAGUUUCAUGGACAAGAUAUUAAGCAUUUUCAGAACCUAAUGUUUCUCCACAUUUAUACUGAUAUGUUUUAGCUCAUAGCCGUGACUGUAUUUGUAUCAAUACCACAAUUUGUAAACUAAUGCUUUGUUUACAUGUUUGACAUACCACAUAUUUUGUUUAGUUUUAAUGUGAGUCAUUUUUUGGCACUAGAAAAACUAAACAAUUAUGAUUGAGCGUAUCAUUUGUCAUGCAUGUAAACUAGGCUUUCUAUUUAAUUUGAGACAUGUAUGUAGGUAUUCAUAUUACUUUUCAUGUAGAUAUUGAGAUAUUAUUUUUGUUUAUUGAUUUACUGCAUGAUGUGCAUUUAUUUUCCUUUUUAUUAUUUGACUGGCAUAUCUUGGAAUAUUCUAGCUAGAAAUUGAAAAAUAUAAGCUCUGUUCAGGUGUAUGUAUGUAUUGAUAUUAUACUAUUUAUAGAUGGCGUAAAUAUGUACCAAAAUAAUGUUAAAACGAGAAUAACCAGGUGUUUUCUCAUAAACAGAAAUUAUUCCUAGAAUAAGGUUGGAUCUUAUUGGUUUGUUAAUAAAUUAAUUUCAAAUUA